This is a messenger RNA of Helianthus annuus (common sunflower), 1768 nucleotides long. RefSeq names its product aldehyde dehydrogenase family 3 member F1. Lineage: Eukaryota; Viridiplantae; Streptophyta; Magnoliopsida; Asterales; Asteraceae. The record is from RefSeq and is a predicted model, not a curated record. Gene Ontology annotation, cellular component: cytoplasm. Gene Ontology annotation, molecular function: aldehyde dehydrogenase (NAD+) activity. The transcript is spliced from 10 exons. The coding region runs from base 163 to 1623 and encodes 486 amino acids. Gene Ontology annotation, biological process: aldehyde metabolic process.
AAUUUGGUGGGUGGUGUAUUUAUGAAACCUAAUAAUGACCCGUGUAUUAAAACUAUACCAUUAUAGGCCAGACCAACAACGCAACUAUGGACGCUUAUAUAUGUAGACAUCUUUUUCCUUGUGAAAAUCAAAUCAAACAACACACACAUACAUACACACACCAUGGCAGCAAUGGAUGGUUUUGAAGGAGAGUUGAAGGAAUUGAGGGAGGUUUUCAAAAGUGGAAAGACAAGAGAAGCAUCAUGGAGGAGAGCACAACUACAUGGGAUACUCUCUCUCUUCAAGGAGAGAGAAAGUGACAUCUUGAAGGCCCUCAAUCAAGAUUUGGGAAAACAUCAUGUAGAAGCUUAUAGAGAUGAGAUUGGAACGGUGAUCAAAUCUGCAAACUAUGCACUCGGAAACUUAAAGAAAUGGAUGGCUAGCAAAAGUGCUAAAUUACCGCUAGCUUCAUUCCCCGCCUCGGCGAAGUUGGUUCAGGAGCCUCUUGGUGUUGUACUCAUCAUAUCAGCUUGGAACUUUCCAUUUGGGUUAUCGUUUGAACCAAUUAUCGGGGCGAUAGCAGCAGGAAAUGCAGUAAUCCUAAAACCUUCCGAGCUAUCUCCCACAUGUUCUUCGGUUCUCGCCAACACUAUCCGUGAUUACCUUGAUAACUCGGGUAUUAAGGUCGUUGAAGGCGGUUCCGACGUUGGUGAAAAUCUUCUUCGGCAUAAAUUUGACAAAAUUUUCUUUACAGGUGGUCCAAGAGUGGGUGAAAUUGUUAUGACAGCUGCUGCUAAAUUUCUGACUCCUGUGACUCUGGAGUUGGGUGGAAAAUGCCCUGCCGUGGUUGAUUUCAUCUCUAGUUCUUGGGACAAAAAGAUCGCGGUGAAAAGAAUUAUUUGGGGCAAAUAUGGAGCGUGUGGCGGACAAGCUUGUAUCGCAAUUGAUUACAUUCUCACACACAAAAAAUUCGCACCAACGUUGGUGGAACUAUUGCAAAAAUACAUCAAGAAAUCAUUUGGAGACAAUCCAAUGGAAUCUCAUAGCCUUGCUAAGAUAGUCAACAAGAGACACUUUUCACGACUAAAACAACUUUUAGAGGAACCUGGUGUUAAGUCUUCGAUCGUUUAUGGUGGUAAAUCAGACGAACAAAAUUUAUUCAUCGAGCCGACGAUAUUGCUUGAUCCUCCACUUGAUUCCUUGAUCAUGACGGAAGAAAUCUUUGGCCCAUUGCUUCCAAUAAUCACCUUGGAAAAAAUUGAAGAUAGUGUUGAGUUUAUAAGGGCAAGGCCAAAUCCACUUGCUGUUUAUGGUUUCACAACCAAUCAAAACCUCCAAAAAAAGAUGAUUGCUGAAACUUCAUCAGGAGCCAUUACCUUCAAUGAUGCCAUCAUUCAAUAUGUAGCUGAUACAUUACCGUUUGGAGGAGUUGGGGGAAGUGGGUUUGGAAGAUACCAUGGAAAAUACUCGUUUGAAACUUUCAGUCAUGAGAAGGCGGUAAUGAGGAGGGGAUAUCUUAUUGAUUUUGGAUUCAGAUAUCCUCCCUGGAAUAACAAGAAAUUGCAGCUGCUUAAAUCUGGUUUACGAUAUGAUUACAUUACACUUGUUUUGAUUAAGUUAGGUUUAAAAAGUAAAGCUUGUUAGUUUUAAUUACCUACCCACACUAUAUGUUAUUAUUUGUUUGAAUGCUCUUGUUUUUUUUCAUGUGCAACUGUUGGAGCCAAGGACGUAUAAGUUAAUUUGUUAUGUGUGGAUUAUAUGGAGUUAUAAUGUGAAAAUUUUAUAUUUA